Molecule: messenger RNA, 2247 nt
Organism: Lagopus leucura (white-tailed ptarmigan)
Lineage: Eukaryota; Metazoa; Chordata; Aves; Galliformes; Phasianidae
Gene: ATOH8
Product: atonal bHLH transcription factor 8
Exons: 3
Coding region: 1-660 (219 amino acids)
Molecular function (GO): DNA-binding transcription factor activity; protein dimerization activity
Source: RefSeq, a predicted model, not a curated record
AUGCGGAGCACGCCGCUGGCCGAGGGCGAGCCCUGGCCUCGCCUCUGUCCCGCCGCCGAGCUCGGGGGGCUGCGGCGGCUGAGACGCAAACACGGCUGCAAAAGUUUCCGCGUGGAGCUCAAAGUGCUGAGCGGGCGCCGGUCGGGGCUCCGCGCACCCCCGGCUCCUCCGCCGCCUCCCCCGGCUCCGCCACCCGCUUGGGAACCGCGCGGAACCGCCGCGCUCGGAGCCGCCGCCAGCGCCUUCCCCGCCGCGCCGCCGCCUCCGCCGCCCCCCGCCGCCGCCCGCCCGCAGCCUCCGCCGCCGCCUCCCGCCGCCUCCCCGCGCCCGCGGCCGGGCGAGGCUGCCGGCGUCUCGCCGGAGAUCAAAGCCCUGCAGCAGACGCGGCGGCUGUUGGCCAACGCCCGGGAGAGGACCCGCGUCCACACCAUCAGCGCCGCCUUCGAGGCGCUGCGGAAGCAGGUUCCCUGCUAUUCUUAUGGUCAAAAGUUGUCCAAACUGGCCAUCUUGAGAAUAGCCUGUAACUAUAUCCUUUCCCUGGCCAGACUAGCAGACCUGGAUUACAGCGCUGACCACAGUAACAUGAGCUUCUCUGAAUGCGUGGAGCAGUGCACUAGGACCUUACAAGCAGAAGGAAGAUCUAAAAAAAGGAAGGAGUAAUAACAGGGAAGGGAGGAUUCAGAAGAGCUUCCAGCCAGUUACAUCUGUUCUUGGCAAAGAUUGCACAAUCCAGAUGAAGUCUGCAAGCAGCUUUUGUGCAGAAGCCCCUUUUCAAGAUGACAAUUGGCCAAGGAACUUUCUCAGUCUCUGGAACAGAAAGAAAAAGAAAAAAAAAAAGGACAAGGAUGCUUCUUAUUGUUUUUAAGCCAGCCACCUUUUAGUACGUGCAAUUUAUUUAGCACUUUUCCCUUUGCUUAACUGGGAAAUGUUCCCCUCUCAGCUCAUGUGUACAGUCAUUUUUUGUUGUUGCCGUUGUUGCUGUUGUGCCAAAGAUUUGAUGAAGCUUCUACACUGUGUCUUAUUUUUGCCUUAAUGUUAAAUCCUUGAGCCAAAGAGAAGUCAGAGACACCGUUCAGAUUGCAGCAAGUGGGCCAGCAGCUGUCAGGGACAGAUCUGAAUUUCGGAAUCCUUCUGCGAGGUCCCUCUUAGCUCUCCCAUCCCGCAGCCCUGCCACUAGCCUUUGGUGUGGCAAUGAGUGGGGACAUGGCACUGGGUGAUGAACCACCAUGUUGUCUUCUUCCUUGGAGCUGCUCCGUAGUUCCACCUCCUUGGCCAAUUCCUGAUGUUCCUGCGACAUCCACAGGGUAGGGAUACUGACGUGUAGGGAGAGCUGAAGCAGGAUCUAGGGUGUUGGGUUUUUGUUUGUUUGUAUUUUUAAUAAAGAAAAAAAAAUAAUAAGUAGCAGCUAAGCACCAUGUGAAGCAAUAAAAGAAAAUCAAAGGGAAGUUCAGCUAGGCAGAGUGGAACGCCGCAACACAGUUCUGCAAGCGUUUCAGUUUUGUGAGGUCAUUUUCAUGGGGUUUUCGACUGGUCAGAAACCCGUGUAAUGCAAAGGCAUUUGAAUCCUAUACUGUACCUUUCACUUCAAAUUGAAGUAAAAAGAAAGAAAAAAUGGAGAAACAUUUGCUUGGAGUAAGCAGACUUUAUAGGUAAUGCAGUUCGUGUGCUAAUGAUGGGGGACAAAGCUCUGUGUUCAAGAAUAUGGGUUUCCAAGCUCAGGAGAUUGACAUAUUUUGUUUCAAGUAAGGGGAAAGGUUAUAUUUGCAAGUCCCGGUUCAAAUCCUAGUUACAGCAGCAUAAAUCAGGUUCCUGGGUGCCUGAAGCUGGCCAGGAACUGGGAGGGCUGGGACUGGCACCAAAGUGUCCCAUCGAGCAUCUGUAGGAUCUGCAUCAGCGGGGAGGAAAUUCUCCAUUCACCACAUCCUCCACCCAGCAUUGACGCCAGACUUGAGCUCCUCACUGGCUGCCCGUUUAUUUCCCUUUUAAAGCACAGGGGAGCACUGAGCAUGCAAAACCUGAGCUUGCAUGAUCAGUGUCUGUGGGUCUGGGGGGGCGUCUCUGCCACAUCUCCUGGCUGAGGCAGGGAAGAGAGGUCCUGCAGAGGAUGCUCAAGACUUUUUUCUAUGUGAGUUCUGGGCACAUGGGAUAAUGGUGUCCAGACCCCGAGGUUUUCAUUAUACUGCUCAUCACCCCCCACCCUCACCGCUGUUCAUUAUUAGCAGCCCAAUAAAUACAUUUUUAGAUUGA